Oppiella nova is the source of this 825-nucleotide messenger RNA. Lineage: Eukaryota; Metazoa; Arthropoda; Arachnida; Sarcoptiformes; Oppiidae. The record is from the annotation of a GenBank genome assembly.
AAUUCAUUUGAUAAAAUGUUGUCGAUUUAAAGAAUUGCCAAAGAAUAUCAAAUAAUGAAAUAUUCGCUCAUAUUUAUGGUGUCAGUGAUUGUAUGGAAAGUAUCGGCAAAUCUGUCCAAAGAGGCGAAGAAAAGGUGCGAAUCAUACACUUCUAUCUUCGAGAACGACUCAAUAGAUCUACAAUACGCUUAUGUGGAGGAUAUUCAUGACGGAAGGGGCUAUACAUCGGGUAGGGCUGGCUUCACAACUGGAACGGGAGAUGCCAUACUUGUGGUCAAAAAAUAUACGGAAAUGAAAGCGGACAACCCUUUGGCUAAAUUUAUUACAGAACUGGAAAGACUGGCCAAAAAGGGAAGUGGAGAUGUGAGUCGUUUAGGUGGUUAUCCAUCCGCUUGGAAAGAGGCGGCAAAGGAUCCUAAGUUUAGGGAAGUUCAGGACGAAGUAAAUGAUGAUUUGUAUUACAGGCCGGCUAUGGUUAGGGCCAAGAAGGCCGGUGUGAAGAGUGCGACCGGAAUGUGCGCUCUCUAUGACUGUGUUAUACAACACGGAGACGGAGACGAUGGCGACUCUUUGGGGGCUAUUAUUAAGAGAACGGAGACCUCAGAGGGCGGACCCGUUAAGGAUGACGAGAAGAAAUGGCUGAAGACUUUCCUGAAGACAAGGCGUUAUGAUCUGCAACAUCCCUAUAAUAGGGACACUGAAGAGGAGUGGAAAAAUUCAGUCGAUAGGGUGGAUGCUAUGGUGAAGAUGAUAGACGAGGGCAAUAUGGAAAUGAAAGGACCCAUUCAUGUUAAGACUCCUAAUCAUGAUCUGACUAUUCCUUAA